GUUAAGUUUUAUAAUGGAGAGGAGUAAAUCAGAGUCAAGCGAGGAUCUAAAGCAAAGCCAGUCCUCUAGCAGCCCUUCAAAGGAGAAGAGCAGUAAGAAUAAGUCAGGUAAGCCUUCCAGGAAGUCCUCUGCCAAUAUAAGCUCAUAUUCUCACAAAGAUGCAUCCAGCUCUAAUGACGAUAAGCACCAGAGUAAUGAAGAAGAGGAUGAGUAUAAGUACUCUAACGAUUCCAUUCAGGAAAAUAAGGAUCAGAGUCCACCCAGAAAAGCACGGAUGCGUAGACGUCAGAGGGUUAAUUAUCAGGAGAACGACGAACAUCACCAUUUCGACAACAUGCAUUCAACCAAUGAGUCUGAAAAGUACAGGCAUGUGUACUGUAAGAACCAUGAUUCAGAGAAAAAGGAGCCAGUCAAGGUGCUUAUCUCCUUCCAGGCAAAAUUCUUAAUGAACAUCCAUGCUCACCUCUUUGAAAAUGAAAUCAUUGGCUUUACUGGUGGAUAUGUCAUUGAUGACAAGGCAGGAAACUCUAAAUAAAGAUUCAGAAUCGAUAUUGUGAAUCCAUGACUGAUUCCCCUGAGAAGCUCUCCAAUGAGAUGGAUCAGUUGAUCGGACAAAAACAGUCGAUUUAGAUCCAGAAUCUGCUAACCAAGAGUACGAAAAAGCAUCAGAAAUGAGUCAAGAACUUCUUGGUUGGUACCAUAGCCAUCCUAGGUUCAUUGUGGAGCCAUCUGUGAUAGAUGUAAAUAACCAGAGACUAUAUCAAAAGCAAUGGAACAAAGGGAAUAAACCAUUUGUAGGGUUUAUUGUGGGAACUUACAACAAAGAUAUUAAAACCGCAAUAAGUUUGAACAAAUGAUUCCAUUUACCAAAGAAUAUAGAACACCCUUACAACAUUGAGCCUUCACUAAUCCCUCAAAAAUACAUAGACAGCCAUAUCCUCAAAUAGGGCUGAAGAGCUCCUAAACCACCCUGAACUCGACUUGAGCCUCCAUAAACAAUGGAAGGGUUCUAUCACCAAACUCCAGCGCUUCAAGAGCUGUCUCAUCGCUCUCACCCGCGAAAACACCACCGAAGACCCCUCGGUCCUCUUCCCUUACCUAAAACACCUCUCAUUACCCACAAAAAUCCCUCCUUCAGAAUCAGACACCCAUCUCGCCCUCAUCAAGCAAGUCUACGGCCAAGAUCCCAACCUUGAAUUCCCAGAUUCCUUCCUGACCAAAAUCCAUGCUGACCAGGCUGCCAAAAUUCCAGUCGCUGACUUCCUCACUCAGAUUUUGGCUAAGAUAGAUGCGAUCCUUGAGAAGAGACUUAACCUUGGAGCUAAAUAUCAACAAAUAGCUAUAGUCCCUAUGACUCCUCUAAGCAGCAUUGAAGAAGGCAGCGAAGACAGUGAAGACAAAGCUAAUAUCCAAGUGAGCCUAAAAUGGGACAAAAACAACAAGGCUGAAAACACUGAAAAGAAGACUAAAAAGGGUACCAAAGCCUACAAAGGCAAGAAAGCCUUCAAACCCAAGAAGAAAGAGACUCCUUCUUCAGAAAAGAAGGAGCCCAGGGACCUUAAAGAGGAGUCGAAAGAAGAAACAAAAGAGGAGAAAAAGGAAAAGAAGGAUAAAAGCAAAAGUAAAUCUAAAAGUAAAAAGCCUUUAAGCAGACAAGACACCUCUAAAGUUCCUCCUCUCAACCAGAUUUCCCAAAUGCUCCCUCACACACCCCAAAUCCAGGCCAAUCCCGCUCUCAACACUCAACUGUUCCUUCUCAAACUUCAGCAAUUCCAGCAUUAUCAAAAUCUCCAAAAGGCUCAAGCUCAAAAUGCUCAAAAUGUUCAAAAUGUUCAGAAUGGUCAGAAUGGCACCCCAACUCUAAGCACUCCUUUCAUGAACAACCGGCAGCCGCCUACAUCAAUUCCUGAUUUCCUUCGUCGAAACAUCCUGGCUACUCUAAGCCCACCUACACCACAGAUUCCGUCUGCGUCUAACAAAACAAUCCAAGAAAUCCUCCAAAGGAUCCACCACCACAAAGUCAAGCUCCUCGGCGUAAAAGAACGUCAAAAGAAGUGUUACGAAGAUGCCCUCUCAAAUAUGUGAAGUCUGAUUCUGAUGUACAAGAAUUUAGUGGAGGCAAGAAGGGAUAAGCAGUUCUGCUCCUGCCAUAAGGAUCAAAAAUAAUUAAUUGAGUGUGAGUGGAGGAGGG
This is a messenger RNA of Moneuplotes crassus, 2191 nucleotides long. NCBI's taxonomy places the organism in Eukaryota, Ciliophora, Spirotrichea, Euplotida, Euplotidae. The record is from the annotation of a GenBank genome assembly.